This is a messenger RNA of Paramuricea clavata, 1252 nucleotides long. Lineage: Eukaryota; Metazoa; Cnidaria; Anthozoa; Malacalcyonacea; Plexauridae. The record is from the annotation of a GenBank genome assembly.
GAGCUUUAUAUGGGAGCAUAGCAGCUGCUUUUAUGACUCCUGCUCCACAUCCUAAACCAAAUAUAAUACAAGCUUUGGGGCUUGUCGGCAGAUAUACCUUACUAAUAGGUAAGUCCGGUGUAGUAUGCAAUCCAGCACUCCAGUGUGAUGAUGUAACGUCUAAAAAAUUGUAAUGACUAAUAUAUAUAGUUAUUUGUGUUCUACUGCAGCGGUAGUCUAAAUGUAGUCUGAAUUAUCUGUCCAGUAUGUUGUCUUCUUUAUGUUUAUGUUUAGUAAGUAAUAGUUUAGAGUCCUUUCUAUUCUCUAGUUUCUAUAUGGUACCAGUGCCUGGCUUUAGUUCAGACUGGAACUCGUAACAAUAGCUGCUGUGGCUGGAAACCAGAUCCUUUCCUGGUUAUCAAAUUUGAAAAUUAUUUCAAUAGAUUCAUGGAACAAUUGUGGGUUUUAUGAUAAAAGCACGAAAUUCGAUACAGAUAUAGACUGAGAUAAACACUUCAUGUACCAUGGACCCCAUUGAUCCAAUUAAAAAAAAAAAAAAAAAAUUGAUAAAGUUAAUUAGUGUUAUUUUCGUAUAAAAGUAUUAAUUUUUUUAAACCUGAAAUUUCAGUUCACUUUUAUACAAUGAUCCAUACCAUUAUAGAAAGGUCGCAAAAGUAAAUAUAAGACAUUUAAAGGAGUAUAGUACGAUUUUUCUGACUCUACUUCGAGUUACAAAUUCAACAAUGAAAAAUGGAAAAUCUUUGCAUAAAUUAUGAUAAGGUAACGCUAUUUAGGACGUUCUUCCUUUCCACAACUCAAAAGUUUUUAUCUUUCUAAUGGGAAGAUGAAUUUUUGGAAAAGUGAACUUACUGUACUGUACUGUAAUACUGUAGCAGAAAUAUACAAUUAAUCAGUUUUUACAAGGUUUAUUGGAAAGAUUUCGAUGGGGUCCAUACCCGAUAUUGUUUAUAAUUUAUACUGUAGUUAUCUACAUACUGUAUGUGCCAAAUUUCAUGCCUAAAUUAGCUUAAAACGCGCAAUUCUUCCAAACGUUUGCACAAAUCUACUGUAUACUGGUAAUCAAUGAUCAUUUCAAUAUCCUCAAAUACCUCAAAUACAGUAAUAUCCCUUUGCUAUUUCACUUGCAGGUAGCGCAGGUGCAUUGUUUGCGGGUUCAACCUGUGCUCUGGCUUCAAUACGAGAUAAAGAUGAUUACAAAAAUUGGGCUUUUGGUGGAGCUUUAGCUGGUUCAAUAUUUGGCAUCCAAGGUUAG